GACUCCCCAAAAAGCCCCCCGGAGAGCCCCCCAGCUCCCAUUCGUGCCUUUCUCACCAUUUGUUAUUGUCCCAACGUGUCAGUGUGAUGUGACGGGACGGACGGGACGGGAGCGGAGCGCAGCGCAGCGCAGAGCAGAGCAGAGCAGCGCGGGGACGCGCAAAGCGCACCACCGUGUGUUUUUGUCCGCGGGUUUCCGCGUCCACGAUAAACUUUAUUGUCACCCACUUCCCCGUUUCGCCUUGCGAGCCGUCGCCAGUGUGACAGUGUAGCGCCGUCGCUUUUGUUCCCGAGCGACCCGACGCGUCUCGUCCGCAAACGCGACAGCUGUGAUCUCUCGCGCUCUCUCUGUUUUUCUUUUUCUUUUUUUUUGGCCAAUUCAUAUAUUUUCAUGACUUUCGCGGUGCUGUCAGCACCAGACAACAACAAGAGCGCGAGAAAUGUCCGCAGCGGACUCACAGGAGGAUUUUUAAACGCGUUUCCACGGGAGACGGACGUGUUCGGGGCCUCGUCGUGCCGCCGCGUGUGCAGUUUUUAUUCCCCCCGUAUUUUCCAGAGUGCGGAAUUUGGAUGGAAGCUCGCGGUCACGGGACUGCCGUGGGUCCAGUGCCUGCUGCUGCCAUCAUCAUCAUCCUCCUCCUCCUCCUCAUCAUCAUCAUCAUCAUCAUCCCUGAAAUGAAUAGGCGAGAAGGGAGCGUGUUCCGCAUUUACUUCUUCCAACUUUUAAAAUGUUCUCAAACGGCGACGAGGCGGUUAUCAACAGGAAGCUGCCCAAGGAGCUGCUGCUCAGAAUCUUCUCCUUCCUUGAUGUGGUCACCCUCUGCCGCUGUGCCCAGGUCUCACGGGCCUGGAACAUUCUUGCUCUCGAUGGCAGUAACUGGCAGCAGAUUGACUUGUUUGACUUUCAACGAGACAUUGAGGGUCGGGUGGUGGAGAACAUUUCGAAGCGCUCUGGAGGCUUCCUGCGAAAACUGAGUCUGAGGGGCUGCCUGGGUGUGGGGGACAGCGCGUUAAGGACCUUUGCCCAGAACUGCAGGAACAUUGAGGUUCUCAGUCUCAAUGGCUGCACGAAGAUCACUGACGCCACGUGCACCAGUCUCAGUAAGUUCUGCCCCAAGCUGAAGCAUCUAGACCUGGCCUCCUGCACGUCCAUCACCAACCUGUCCCUCAAAGCCCUCAGCGAGGGGUGCCCUCUGUUGGAGCAGCUCAACAUCUCCUGGUGCGACCAGGUGUCCAAAGACGGCAUCCAGGCCCUGGUGCGUGGUUGCCCGGGUCUCCACGGGCUCUUCCUCAAAGGCUGUACACAGCUGGAGGACGAGGCACUGAAGCAUGUUGGGACACACUGUCCGGAGCUGGUCACCCUCAACCUGCAGACGUGCUCGCAGGUCACCGACGAGGGCCUGAUCACAGUGUGCCGAGGUUGCCAUCGCCUGCAGUCGUUCUGCGUGUCCGGCUGCACCAACAUCACCGAUGCCAUGCUCAACGCCUUAGGGCAGAACUGUCCUCACCUCCGAAUACUGGAGGUGGCCCGCUGCUCUCAGCUGACGGACGUGGGCUUCACUGCGCUGGCACGAAACUGCCAUGAACUGGAGAAGAUGGACCUAGAGGAGUGCGUUCAGAUCACGGACAGCACGUUGAUACAGCUGUCGGUCCACUGCCCCCGGCUGCAGGUUCUGAGCCUUUCCCACUGCGAGCUCAUCACAGACGACGGCAUCCGCCACUUGGGCAGCGGCCCCUGCGCUCAUGACCGCCUGGAGGUGCUGGAGCUGGACAACUGCCCGCUGGUCACAGACGCUUCGCUGGAACACCUGAAGAGCUGCCACAGUCUGGACCGCAUCGAGCUCUACGACUGCCAGCAGAUCACCCGCGCAGGCAUCAAGAGGCUCAGGACUCACCUACCCAACAUCAAAGUGCACGCCUACUUUGCUCCGGUCACUCCCCCCCCCUCGGUCGGGGGGAGUCGUCAGAGGUUCUGUCGCUGCUGUAUCCUGCUAUGAUGUCAGUGCCCCUCGACUCUCCCCCCCAAAAUGAGUCUGAGUAUCGGGGGUGGGGGGGGGGGGGGGGGGGGGGUUGGCACAUUAUGCCCCUCCCCCAGUUUCCAUGGACACAUGGCACAUUCCCCACUGACUGGCUGUGAUGUUUGAACCUGGACCUGAAAAAAGUCAUCGAGGACCAGUCCUGCUCCCCCUAGUGGCUGAAAGCAGUCAUUAACCUGCCCCCUGCAACACUGUCAUCUACCAGGACAGAGUCCCGAGAACAAAAUUGUGCGUGCUCUCAUCUAUGCUGCUCACAAGCCACAAACAUCUGUCCCUUACAAAGCUUUUCAGUUGUGUUUGCGAUAUGGUAACUCAACGAAAAUUUUUCCUGCAAGUAUACGGUUGGUCCUCAGUGCUACUUGACUCUGAAGGGCACUCGCCAACUUCUGAAAGACACUCGGGCAAUCCUGUCCUGAGAAAUGACAUGAAUUGCAAAUUGACUCAAAAUACUUCUUGAAAAAAGCUUUACAAAACGCACACGAAUGCCAAAUACUGCAUGUUGCAAUUCAAGUUCUUUAAGUUCAAGCAGGUAAACGGAGCAGAGGGAUGGUAAGCGGUGGUAAAGCGAUUCGUUCCGGGACACUCCUGAUGACUGGACGGAUCUGGCGUCGAAGUCGUUCCUGUGG
This is a messenger RNA of Scleropages formosus (Asian bonytongue), 2661 nucleotides long. RefSeq names its product F-box/LRR-repeat protein 20-like. The record is from RefSeq and is a predicted model, not a curated record. The coding region runs from base 728 to 1996 and encodes 422 amino acids. Gene Ontology annotation, molecular function: protein binding. Gene Ontology annotation, cellular component: SCF ubiquitin ligase complex. The transcript has 15 exons. Lineage: Eukaryota; Metazoa; Chordata; Actinopteri; Osteoglossiformes; Osteoglossidae. Gene Ontology annotation, biological process: SCF-dependent proteasomal ubiquitin-dependent protein catabolic process.